UCCGGAUUUGACAAACGUAAACUGUCAAAAUAGAUUCUACCUAUAAGUUUUAGUAAAAUGGGUGAAAUAAUAACGGAAUGGAUCGCAAAACGAACUGGAAUAAUUUUAGAUUUAAAAGAGAAAAAUCUUGUUGAAUACAUAAAAGACGGAAAACUUUUGGCGCAAUUAAUUUAUAGCUAUGGCAUUAUCGAUAAAGAAACGUAUGAUUCCAUUGAAUCAUCAGAACAACCUAACAAGGCAGCAGAGAACUUUUCAAGAAUUAAAAUAUGGUUAAAAUCGGUUAAUAUAGACUUCGAAGACCGUUUAAUCAAUAAAUUAGUCUAUGAGUCAAAUAACAGUAGCGCAGUGAAGUUAUUUUAUCAGUUAUAUCUAGCCCUGAAUGAUAAAGAUAGAUUACAUUUUAUUGUGCAGAAAUUUUCAAAUAAGGUAACUCCUCCUCAGAGUAGAUUCACAGUUGAAAAGGUAGAAGAAUAUCCUGACGUUGAAGUGAAAGAGGAAGUUUGUGAAGAAUUUUUGAAGCAACAGGAUGUUAUAGAAUGGCAAAGGUUCAAAUAUAAAAACAUGCUUGAAAAAUUCAAGGAAGCACGCGAAAAAUACCUACUCCAUCUGAAAAAUUUAGCAGAUGCAGAACAUUUAGCAACAGUCCCUAUGACAGUAACAUUAACCCAGAAAAAGGACGAAUUAACAGAAAUAAAAAAACUCCCCAUUGAACCGCCUAAAAAUAAAACGUACGAAGAAUUGAUGGAAGAACAAGUGCAUUUUCAAGAAACGCCUCCCCCUUUAAUCGACUGCAGAAAAUCGAAUGUUUUCAUCAACAAAAUUCGACAAAAACGGAGACACAGAGAACGCCAAAAGACCUUACAGGUCCAAAUGCAAAAACUCUUGCUACAAGAACUAUGGGAAAAAAUUAUAUCUGAGCAAGAAAAAGAAAUUAACGAAUCCUUAAGAACGGUGCUUACGCAACAAGCCAAGUACGAAAGGCAAAUGGCGAUGAAGAUGAUGGACGUUCGAGAAGAAAAAACACAAAUCGUAGAGAACAAAAAGAAGGCUGUACGCAAGGCACAGGAAAAAAUAGAAAGCGAAAUAACAUACAGCGGUUUCCUAGAAGAAAAACAAUCAGACGAUUUAAUUCGCAGUUACUACGAAGAAAAGGCGAGAAUGCUGGAACUACAUCGACGAUUAUACGCCAUCAGGCAGUGCCUAAAGAAACAGAGAAACUGGGAAUUUUGCAGAGAAAUCGUCAGAGAUCUAACGGACAUUGCCAUACGAUGCGGCGAGUACAAAGAACAGCACGAAACUGACGUUCCCAAAGAACUAAAAGACGACAUGGUCCGUUUGUUUGUCAAAGAGCAACCAAUAUUUGAUCUCCUCGAACAAGUGGACGAUGUCCUUCAAGAUUAUUUCACAGAGGAACCGUCAGAAAUAAUAAACACUUACGAAACCAUUCGAAUGGGCUACUUGGACGAAAAAGAUUUUGAAAACUAUAACGUUCAAAAGUGGCCGUGGGAAUUAAGCUUUUUAUACGACGAUUACGAUGAUUAUGCUGAAAUAUUUCAGGAGAAGCUCGACAAAAUUGAAUUGGGAAUGAACGUUUUGGGCCAUAUUGUCCACUGGCUUUCCAUGUCGUUUACGUCUCCACCGAUAAAUAAAAAACCACCGGACAUUAUCAAAGCAAGACCUGCAGCAUGUGUCGUCGACAUCCCGAAGCCCGACACGGUUUUACCAACUCUUAAGCGUCUCCUACAGCAAAAUAACAUCAGAGUGAUCGAAAUUCAGGAAGUGAUCGACUUUUGUUUGCAAGCGUACAAGGAAGAAGCUACGGACAACGUUGCAACCGAUACGCUAACCGACGAAACAGAACGUGGUUUGCAGCAAAAAGCGGGCACCUUAAUCGAUGCAAAGAAAAAAGGAGAAAAAUCGAAAGCCUCUAAUGCUAAAAAGGACAAGAAAAAGGGAAAUGCUGCUGCUCAACAACCUGUCCCACAAACGAGCAACGAACCAGCUGUUGUUACAAAGGCGCUACAAACCCCAAAAAUAUAUCCAUGUGAGCAAUUUCAGUUUAGCAGAAAAGCGGAACUGGGUCUCAUGGCUCACGAGAUUCUCAGUUUAGGAGAUCCGAUACCAGAUCGCAUUAUUGCAGACAUGAUUACCGAAUACCUUCUGACACUUAAAAAUAUAAAAGGUUGGGUUAUAGUAAAUUAUCCGAUUGACUUUAACGAAGCCACCUGUUUGGAGGAAGCCCUAACAGCGACGCCAGUACCUGUGAAAAAUAUGCAAAAUCCUGACGAACAAUCCGAAGAACUGUCCGAUUUUGCGAAUAUAGAAAACAGGAUACCUGGUUGUGCUACCAUUCAAAAGGAAUGGAAAUCUCGGAUUGUACCGAAACCCGAUCGUCCCAUCGAAGAAAUAUUUUACGAAACAUUCCUAACUGCAUUCAUCAAGAUGAUCCCGUUCAAGCAGGAGGAAGAGAACAAAGAGGAUGAAUUCGAUCCCGACGAUCCAUUUGAAGAGAAAAAAAUGUCUAACAUAGAAGCAUUCUAUGCCAAACAAGGAUGCUAUUAUACCAUGACAUUUAAAAACCUAGACUUCACUACCAUCAAACACUUGGGCCGUUUGAUUGUCGGUGAUUUCACGAUUCCGCCAAAAGCGUCCGUCGAAAUAUUCGGAGACACGGUUUUAUACAUUGAAGACGAAUUAAAACAGGCCGCGAAGCCUGGCAAGGGCGCUAAAUCUCAAAAGAAGGGCAAAAAAGAGGAAAAACCUAAAAAGGUCGAAAAGAAACCACCACCGAAAGAAGACAAAAAAGAUAAGAAAAAAGGCGCAGGCGAUAAGAAAGCCAAGGGUGGCAAAAAAGGCCCAGACGCAGUCAUAAAAGCUGUAGCAAUGGAAGAUAAAGAAAUACAAGUUCCAGAAAUAGAACCUGAUGUCAUAGUAAUUUAUGAGGAACCACCGCCUCCUCCAAAACCUGGCGAGUUCGAAUGGAACUACGUCACAAUAGAAUUCCCUCAUAAACUGAAAGUAGCUUUGGCUACUUUAUGGAUGACCGCUGAAGAAAUCUACGUAGACGACUUUCAGCAAUUGUUCUUUUUCCAAAGGAUGAUACUGAACGCCGUCUGGCCAUAUUUCACAUUUUUGCGGCAAAAUCUCCGUACCUUUCUUACCAGACCUGACAUGAGACCAAUCUAUUUGUAUAAAUUUCAACAAAUGUUCAACGAGUUUGAGCAGGAUAUGAGAGAGGACGACGAAGUGAAGGCGGAACUGCAUUGCAGAAUAGCCGAAUUUCGCGAGAAACUACUGGAAAUAUCCGACAGGCGAAUGAUCGAAGCGGAAGAAGAAAGACGAAAAAUGAUGACCAAUUAUUGGGAGGGAAUGGAGGCUUGCGAACUCGGUAACGUUUACGUCAAUUUCAUGCAAUUGGAAAUGGAUAGGUGCGCAGACACUUUGUUUCUUAUAACUGAUUAUUAUACGGGAGUGAUUACUAAGAUGCCCUACGAAGAACCGUUUCCGACUAAAGAGAUCUUAGAAAAAAUUGAGACUGGAGAUAUCGAAAUGCCCAGCGAAACGGUUUGCGCAUUGUACGACUUCAUUUUGAAGGAUUUCAACGUCGAUUCGCAGACAGCGCAACUCACAAAUCCCAUACUUGAUUUCUUGGAGGGGUCCGUAACUUCCGCCUUAGGACAUGUGAACAAAUAUGCGGCAUACGCCGCAUCGGCCUUUUCGAAACUCUCCGGCUGUCUGAAAAAGGGUAAAGGAUCACAAAAAUCUAAAGGUAAAGGAUCGGACAAACCUAAAGGUGGGAAGGGAGGUGCUGGAGGGGGUGGAAAAUUGCCAAAAUUCACGGAACCAGACGAAGAAGUUAAAAAUGCCGGCGAACGAAUUUUGGAAGAAUGGCCUGCCGUUAUUGAUGCUGAAAUGGCCAGAGUCAAUUUCCGUCUGGAAUUAAUUUUCAUGGCGGCCAAAAGGAAAAUCGGAGCCUACCUCGGUAAUUCUACUGAUUUCUUCGACGGACUUUACGACGAAAUAGUGCAAAAGUACAACAACGAAGUGGAAAGUAUCAACAAGGCUUGCGAAUUCUUUGCGAGAGCUGUAGAAGCCGAAAUACGAAUUCAACCCCUGUUGCAGUUUCGAGGGGAUACUUUUUACAUAGACCCCUACUCUUUACUUUUCCCUGAUCCCCUGCCCGAACCUGAACCACCGCUAACUGAAAAAAACUACGCAGCUAUUUUCAAAAUUACAGAACUAAACGUACUGGUCGAUAUCUUUUUCGAUGUAGCGCCAGACGGAACGAUGCCAGAAAGGACUUUCCUUUACAUCAUACAAGACGCGAUCUGUCUAAACGCUGAAGACGGAAGAAAGCCCAUGGUACCGCCUUUGUGGAAGAAGCUCACAUCCAAACAGGUUGAACAAAUGAUGCAAGAGAUUUUCGGAAAUGUCGAGUUCGUCAACUGGAAAGACUUUGUUGUGCUGAGCAUGGAUGUUCCAUUCCCUACCGAAACGGAGUUGAUGGACGUGCGAAGCGAAUUUAGAUCUCACGAUCCUGACGACAUAGAAACAGUGAAAGACUAUCAAUUCAACGGCAUCACCUUCUGGUUCGAAAAGGAUACCGAUCCCGACGACAACGAGGAACAACUACGUCUCGCUUUGAUCAAAGAUCUCCUCUUUCGGCUGUACAAAAUAAACGACGACACGCUCAAUUACACUGCGAUGCUCCUGGCGUUUUGCAAAGAUCUGAAUCCCGUCGUCGGAAUGGCGAAAGCGUUGGCACUGAGCUUGGGGAAACUGGUGUGUUGGGACAUGGAAACGGGUAACAAUUUUAUUACAGACUGGGAACGGAAAAGGCAAGAAGCAGAGGAAAUGUGUAUGAAUCGACAAAUUGAACGUGAUAUAGCCACGAGGGCUGCCGAAAGUGUUUUGGAUCAGAUGAUUGACGAAACCGUGCACGUGUGCGACAGCGUGGUCAUCGAAGAGAUCGUCAGUGGGGAACAGGAUGUUUCAGAAUAUGACCAAGAACCUGAUAUAACUGGAAAACAGGAAGAAGACGAGGAGGAAGAGUGCAGUCUGCCCCCGUGUGGAUCCAUUUUUUCCAGGGAAUUCUCUAACAUUGAAAUCGGAUACGAAUCGUUUGACUUACCACCCUUGGCUUACUUGCUGCCCUUCGAACUCAUUAUAACCGUUCUAACCGCCGCUUUGCCCUGGUACGCGAAAGUACAAAACAUGGGACACGAAAGUUUACGACAAAAAAUUGAAAUUAUCUACGAAUCCCUUAGGCGCGAGGAGUUUAAUUACUCAGUUUUGACGCAUGAAUUUUUGAACUGCGAUGAUUUUUUCAAAAUGUUACCCUACAUUGCCAAACAGUUUACCGCACUUCGGACAGAAUACAUCGUUGAAACAUUAUUAAGUGAACCAAUCGCACGNACAAAUCCCAUACUUGAUUUCUUGGAGGGGUCCGUAACUUCCGCCUUAGGACAUGUGAACAAAUAUGCGGCAUACGCCGCAUCGGCCUUUUCGAAACUCUCCGGCUGUCUGAAAAAGGGUAAAGGAUCACAAAAAUCUAAAGGUAAAGGAUCGGACAAACCUAAAGGUGGGAAGGGAGGUGCUGGAGGGGGUGGAAAAUUGCCAAAAUUCACGGAACCAGACGAAGAAGUUAAAAAUGCCGGCGAACGAAUUUUGGAAGAAUGGCCUGCCGUUAUUGAUGCUGAAAUGGCCAGAGUCAAUUUCCGUCUGGAAUUAAUUUUCAUGGCGGCCAAAAGGAAAAUCGGAGCCUACCUCGGUAAUUCUACUGAUUUCUUCGACGGACUUUACGACGAAAUAGUGCAAAAGUACAACAACGAAGUGGAAAGUAUCAACAAGGCUUGCGAAUUCUUUGCGAGAGCUGUAGAAGCCGAAAUACGAAUUCAACCCCUGUUGCAGUUUCGAGGGGAUACUUUUUACAUAGACCCCUACUCUUUACUUUUCCCUGAUCCCCUGCCCGAACCUGAACCACCGCUAACUGAAAAAAACUACGCAGCUAUUUUCAAAAUUACGGAACUAAACGUACUGGUCGAUAUCUUUUUCGAUGUAGCGCCAGACGGAACGAUGCCAGAAAGGACUUUCCUUUACAUCAUACAAGACGCGAUCUGUCUAAACGCUGAAGACGGAAGAAAGCCCAUGGUACCGCCUUUGUGGAAGAAGCUCACAUCCAAACAGGUUGAACAAAUGAUGCAAGAGAUUUUCGGAAAUGUCGAGUUCGUCAACUGGAAAGACUUUGUUGUGCUGAGCAUGGAUGUUCCAUUCCCUACCGAAACGGAGUUGAUGGACGUGCGAAGCGAAUUUAGAUCUCACGAUCCUGACGACAUAGAAACAGUGAAAGACUAUCAAUUCAACGGCAUCACCUUCUGGUUCGAAAAGGAUACCGAUCCCGACGACAACGAGGAACAGCUACGUCUCGCUUUGAUCAAAGAUCUCCUCUUUCGGCUGUACAAAAUAAACGACGACACGCUCAAUUACACUGCGAUGCUCCUGGCGUUUUGCAAAGAUCUGAAUCCCGUCGUCGGAAUGGCGAAAGCGUUGGCACUGAGCUUGGGGAAACUGGUGUGUUGGGACAUGGAAACGGGUAACAAUUUUAUUACAGACUGGGAACGGAAAAGGCAAGAAGCAGAGGAAAUGUGUAUGAAUCGACAAAUUGAACGUGAUAUAGCCACGAGGGCUGCCGAAAGUGUUUUGGAUCAGAUGAUUGACGAAACCGUGCACGUGUGCGACAGCGUGGUCAUCGAAGAGAUCGUCAGUGGGGAACAGGAUGUUUCAGAAUAUGACCAAGAACCUGAUAUAACUGGAAAACAGGAAGAAGACGAGGAGGAAGAGUGCAGUCUGCCCCCGUGUGGUUCCAUUUUUUCCAGGGAAUUCUCUAACAUUGAAAUCGGCUACGAAUCGUUUGACUUACCACCCUUGGCUUACUUGCUGCCCUUCGAACUCAUUAUAACCGUUCUAACCGCCGCUUUGCCCUGGUACGCGAAAGUACAAAACAUGGGACACGAAAGUUUACGACAAAAAAUUGAAAUUAUCUACGAAUCCCUUAGGCGCGAGGAGUUUAAUUACUCAGUUUUGACGCAUGAAUUUUUGAACUGCGAUGAUUUUUUCAAAAUGUUACCCUACAUUGCCAAACAGUUUACCGCACUUCGGACAGAAUACAUCGUUGAAACAUUAUUAAGUGACUUUUAACAAAAUGUUUACAUUCCUAAAUUAAACUUUUGAAUAUGUAAAAGAAGGUCGAUUAAUAUCUAGUCAAUUUUAAAUAGGUACUGUUCUUCGUCGUUUGUACGUAUGUUUAAAAAAGGAUUAAGGAUUUAACGCAAUUCUAAUACUUCUAUAAAAACAGACGUUUGAAAUAUAAUAAUAAAAAUGUUAUAUUUCACUUUAUCACAAUGUACAAUGUACAUUUCUAUAAAAACGCCUUUUUAUUCACAUACAAAACUAAAAUAAACAGUUUUCUUUCGCUAGAGCUAAAACUUCUCAAAAUAAGAACAAACAGAAAACAAUUGUCCUUUAAAACUACAGAUAUGUAAAUACCUAGUGAAUAUUAUUAACGCAGAGUGCUUUGGAAUUUCGCGGAAUGUUAUGAAAACUCAAAAAACUUUUUUUAACCUUAGUCGGACAUCAGACAGCAACCUCGCAAAGUCUACCACAGUAUAAAGGAAAAAAUAAAAGUAAUUCGUACAUCAGAAUUCUCAAAACACUCUGCAAAUUUUCGAACACAAAUCAAUUACUAAAUAUCUGUGUAAUCACAGCCUAAAAUCGGCAAAUAUUAAGUACACUAUACAUGCUAUAUUCAAGUCUACUUUGAACUACAAAAUCUAAUAGCCUUUGCAUUGAAACAAAAUUAAUUUAUCAACAUCGGAAAUUAUUUCCAACAAUUUAUAAAAU
Messenger RNA from Agrilus planipennis (emerald ash borer), 7899 nucleotides. Its product is annotated as sperm flagellar protein 2-like. The transcript is spliced from 5 exons. Lineage: Eukaryota; Metazoa; Arthropoda; Insecta; Coleoptera; Buprestidae. Bases 58 to 7197 code for a protein of 2379 amino acids. The record is from RefSeq and is a predicted model, not a curated record. Gene Ontology annotation, molecular function: protein binding.